This is a messenger RNA of Effrenium voratum, 684 nucleotides long. Lineage: Eukaryota; Dinophyceae; Suessiales; Symbiodiniaceae. The record is from the annotation of a GenBank genome assembly.
GCCAAAUCUCCAAGUCGGCCCUGCACUCUUCUUGGGCAAGGCCUCGAACUUCCGUGGCUCCAUGGCACCAGGCGGCCGCAGGGCGGCCGCCUUGCGGCUCUUGUCUCUGCAAGGGCCUCAAAGACUCUGCGCCUCGGCUCGGUGAGGACGGCGUUCGGGGGGCUUUGGGCGAUGCCGGCUCGACGGCUCGACGCCGUGGAGUCGUGUUCGGAGGUCACGGUUUGUGAAGUUGUGCCAGAUAUCACCGGUCGGGAACUCAAGGAGCGCAUCAAGGAGUGCCAGGCCGUUCCCUGGAACUCCCGUGCCUCCGUGGCGCCAGGCGGCCGCAUGGCGGCCGCAUUGCGGCUCUUGUCUCUGCAAGGCUGGCUGAUUGGGAUCCUGAUCAAGGACACGAGCCUCCUUUUCUGCUGGGAGGAAGCGCUCGUGGAGAUCCAGGACGUCAUUGACAUUGGAUUGGCCCAGGCAUCCUCGGCCCUGAGCACUGGUGGUGAGCCCUCCCAGGUCAGGGAGAGGCCAAGGAGCUCGGGAAGGAAGAAGAGCACAGAGGAGUCGCCUCUAGAGGAGCCAGAGCUGCCAAAGGAGGAGACGGAGCUGGACAAGGUGAAGAGGGAGAGGUCCCCGACCGAAUCUUCUGAGGAGCCGGAGGAGCUCAGCCGAAGCCCGCAGCUGCAGGAGGUGAGAUGA